Molecule: messenger RNA, 1704 nt
Organism: Hansenula anomala
Lineage: Eukaryota; Fungi; Ascomycota; Saccharomycetes; Phaffomycetales; Wickerhamomycetaceae
Gene: ATP22
Product: Atp22p
Exons: 1
Coding region: 1-1704 (567 amino acids)
Source: RefSeq, a predicted model, not a curated record
AUGAACAAAGAGAUUCAACUACUACUUCUAGAUGAAGUGACUACAAACAACGAGAAAAUGAACCAGAUAUAUGAAUUGCUAAAGAUCUCAAGUGAGAUUAUUGAACAGUUUGAAGAACAAGGCCUGGAACAUGAUAAUUUGUUGAUUAUUCAUUAUAGAAACGCCAGAGAAAUAUUGAAGAUACUAGACCGUUCAGAUUAUCUGGAAUUUUACAUAAAGCUGCUGGAAUUUGGAUGUUCAACUGCUUCGUCAAACUCAAUCAAUGAGAUAAGGCAUGCCCUAUCACACGGUGAACCUCAUGAACAAGAAGUUUUCGAAUUUGCUGCGAUUUUUACACAUGCUGAUAAAGAGACGGUGGAUUUCUUGAAAAGAAAAAUGCUGACAUUCUAUUCAUUUGAUAUGAUUAAACAAAUUGUUGUGAAAUAUAUUCAAAAAGGUGAACCUGAAAAAGUUGAAUUUUAUAUGGAGUACCUCUUGACGAAGUAUGCGUUAGAUAAAGAUAAAUUAGGCCAUCAUGAUCAAAAAAUACUCACAUCUAAACUAUAUGAAGUUUUAACAUAUCAUGCUGUUAGAUUGAAAAAUUAUGAAUCAGCCAUAGGGUUACUUGAAACUGUGAAAAAUAAUGGAAUUGAAAUUAGCCCAAAAUUACUACAUAUUUUAGCAACUUCAUUUAGACAGAAAAAAAUGUUUGAUGCUGUUUUAGUUGUGCUUAGAAAAGCAGCUGAAAUGAUGGAGUAUCAAAAUGUUGGUAAUUUCUAUAAAAACAUGAUCAUUGGUGAGUUGUUGAUCACUUUGAGAGCUAAAUUCCCAGAUAACCCCAAAGUCUUGAUUAGCCAAUUCAUAUCCAUAUUCCCCGGCUCUGAAAUAAUGUUGAACCAACUAGGGCUGCUAAGUCUGAUUUACAAUGGAACAGUUGAUGAGAUUGGAAAUUUAAACAACAAUCUACCAGUUUCAAAGUCUGAAGUCUCUGAUUUCAUCAAAAUAACAGAUGGCUAUCCAACUAUAGAGAAUAUGACUGAGUUGUACAUCACUGUUUUGAAUCAUAUUGGGCUUCAUAAGCAUAAGUACUCCAGUGAAUUUGUUUUUAAUGAGUUAUUCAACAAGUUUAAAGAUUAUGUGGUUCAAGUCCAAGAAGCAAAUAUCCCAAACCAUCCAUUCUCGAAAGAUAAAAUGGAUGAAGGUAUCGUUAACGUUUUCGUCAGAAGAACAAUUGAAGAUUUGAAAAAUCCUUCAUUAGCUACAGCUUUCCUCAAAUCGUUUUUGCAAACCUGUGAUUUUAGAAGGUUUGAUGGUCGUGCUGCUAGUAUGAUUCUUUACUUCAAUAGAGAUAAUGCUGAACAUUAUGAACUGGAUGAACUUAUAACCAUCAUGGGUAAAUUACAUGCCCCAUUGGGGUUCUAUGCUAUAACAGCUAUGAUUUUAAGAAAUGAUAAACGCAUGAACUACGAGGAAGCAUAUGAAUGGUAUAAAAAAUUGUUAACAUUAGGAAAAUCAAUAACACACUUUGAUUUGAUUCAAGUUAUAAAAAAACAUGGCUGGGAAUUACCAGAAGAUUUUGAUCACAGCUUGUUGAAACUUCAAUAUAUGAACUUACAGGAUAGAAGGGAAAUAGAGUUUGAACAAGAUAACGAUGAGGUUGUUAUAAAUGAUCCUGAAUUUGUUCAAAACUUAUCAGCUACUUUAGAUGAAGUGGUGACAAAAUAA